UUCCCUACCUUUAAAAUUUUGUUUAUUACAUAAACGUCUUGUUUGACAUGGAAAUUAUGCUCAUGUUUCGCUUGAAUUUUGUAUCUUUGGCUUAAAACCAAGAAGAAAUGAUUCAAGUUAGAAACUUACUUGAAAAGGCACCCGUCGAAACUAUCGCUCAAAAGGUAAAAGGUGAAUAAUUCGAGUUAUUUGGAGCAUUGACAAGUAUCAGCUAUUGAGCGAACCACUCCUCCGAGCUCACGAGAGUCAAGUAUUUGAUGCGCUAUGGAAGAAGAAGAUGGUUAUUUCAAAGAAGAGAUCUGCACUCUGACGCCGGGUGAACUAUUCGAUGCCUUUCUUCAAACUACCGAUCUCCAGGAGACGCUAGACGUUUUCCGAAAACUUUGUCAAAGCGUCGACGUGAACCCCCGAAAUCACAAGACGCUAUAUGCUUCCCUCAAGUCCAAAUUAACUUCUUGGAAGUGCAAGUCUCUAUGGACGAAACUAGACAAACGAGCGGAACACAAGGACUACAGAAACAAGCCGUGUGUCAAAAAUAAAGUGCUCAUCAUCGGUGCAGGGCCAUGUGGAUUGAGAUCGGCAAUUGAAGCCGCUUUGCUCGGUGCUUACGUCGUUGUCAUCGAAAAACGAGAUCGUUUUUCUCGCAACAAUGUCCUUCAUCUGUGGCCAUUCUUAAUUGUGGACUUGAAAAAUUUAGGAGCUAAGAAAUUUUUCGGACAGUUCUGUGCUGGAGCCAUCGAUCACAUAAGUAUUCGUAGACUUCAAGUUAUUCUACUUAAGGUGUCCCUCUUGCUUGGAGUACAAGUUUAUGCCAAAUGUGGAUUCCUUAAUCUAGUGGAGCCAACAGAUGCUCAUGGCUGGAGAGGAAACUUUGACUCACCCUCUCAUCACCUCAAUAAAUUCGAUUUUGACAUUGUGGUGGCUGCAGAUGGCAGGCGUGCUGCAUUGAAGGGUUUUAAAGGAAAGGAAUUUCGUGGCAAGCUGGCCAUUGGUAUCACUGUGAACUUUGUGAAUAAAAAUUCAAAGGAAGAGGCCAGAGUUGAGGAGAUAAGUGGGGUUGCUUUCAUUUUCAAUCAACAGUUUUUCCAAGACUUGAAAGAGAGCACUGGUAUUGACCUUGAGAACAUUGUGUACUACAAAGAUGAGACGCAUUACUUUGUGAUGUGUGCAAAGAAGAACAGUUUACUUCAGAAAGGGGUGCUCAAAAAGGAUUUCCAAGAUGCAUAUGAUCUUCUUCAAACAAGCAACGUGAACCAUGAUAAGCUUCUGGCAUAUGCAAGAGAAGCUGCAAACUUUUCCACAAGCUACCAGCUACCUCAACUAGACUUUGCAAAGAAUCACUACUUCAAGGAAGAUGUAGCAAUGUUUGAUUUCACUUCUUUGUAUCACUCUGAACACGCUGCCAAGAUUUAUGAAAGGAGGGGAAAACGUCUUCUAGCAUUAGUCGUAGGAGACAGCUUAUUAGAGCCAUUUUGGCCAACUGGCUCAGGUUGUGCAAGAGGUUUCUUGGGAUGUUUUGAUGCUGCCUGGACAAUGAGAGGUUGGGGACAGGGAAGGGAACCCAUUGACCUGCUCACAGAAAGAGACAGUAUCUUCCGGCUUCUUGCUCAGACAACUCCAGAGAACAUCUCCAAGAAUUUUGAGGAGUACAGUAUUAAUCCAGCCACUCGGUACCCAAACUUGAACAAGUCAUGUGUCUCACAGAACAGAGUGAAACAUUUGUUUGAUAACAAAAAAGGACCAAUUGACCAGAUGGAUGGAUCUGAAGCAGAACCCAUGGACACAAAUAAAGACCUCGGCGCUAUUGAGGGAGGAGUAAAUGCAAGAAUGUUGCUCAGAUGGUGUCAAGAGCAAACCAAGAAGUAUAGGAAUGUGAAGAUCAAUGACAUGUCAAAAUCAUGGAGAAAUGGCCUUGCUUUCUGUGCCAUUAUUCAUCGCUACAGACCUGAUCUUAUUGAUUACUCUUCCCUGUCACCUAAGGAUCAUUUGAAAAAUACCCAGCUGGCAUUUGAUGUUGCUGAGGAACAUCUAGGAAUCCCCCCUCAGAUUUCUGCCAGUGAGAUGGCCAUGAAAGAAGUUCCUGACACUCUGAUGAUAGUCAGCUAUGUGUCACAGUACCAUGAAGUGUUCAAAAAUGAGACUCCAGCCGAGAAGACAACUGAACAGUGGGAAUUCAGAGCCAAGUCUCCACUGUCCAAGCUGUCUGUGUUAACACGAGUGUCUCGUCGGACCCACAAGGAGAAGAGGCGAAACGAGGAAAUAUUUGAUACGGUGUCGAAGAGAAGAAAGGCAGCGUCCAAGGAGAAUGAGGCUCCCACCCCAAUGGACACUUCCACCCCACAGGAAUCUCUUCAGGCCCCCGCAGUCACUACUGGUAAGACGAGCAAUAGAAUCAGCGCUUUGGCUGCGCAAGUGUUUGGACCCACAGAUGGAAAGAAGAACAAGGUACCUUCACUGAGGGACUCGAGUGAACACUGUUUCUUCUGCAAUCGUCGUGUUUACCUGAUGGAGAGAUUGUCUGCAGAGGGCCAUUUCUUCCAUCGCGAGUGUUUCUUGUGCGAGGAAUGCGGCUGCACGCUCAGGCUAGGCACUUACUCUUACAUCAGCCCAUCAUCAGACCAGGACAAGGGACACUUCCUGUGUCACCUGCACUAUGAUCAGUUGUUGUACAAGAUGCAGGAGGAACCCGCUGAUGAACAGGAAGUUACUGCUAAAGGCAGACCGAAACUUUUGAAAUCUAAAUCUGAAGCACCGGAAACUUUGUUUAAAAAUGUCGAGUUUACAAUCGACCCUGAUGCAGGAGAACCUGUCAGUUAUAAAACCAAAGGAGAGACUGGUGCUCAAAUGAACGGCUAUCACGAAGAGAAAGAAACGGUCAGCGAGGAGAAAGAAGAUCGUCAGAGAGAUCGGUCCUACACCUCUGGGAAGUAUCGACGAUUGGAGGCGCGCCCUCUGAGGCGGUCAAGCAUAUCUUCUGUACGAAAAUCCGACGCUACCGUGCGUGAAAAAGGCAAGGGCUACUCGUUUGACGAUGGACUAGACCAGACAGGGGACGGUAGACGAAGAGGUACCCAGCCACUGAAGAUCCCGUCAAGGGAGGAAGUUCGAAAGUUUGAGGCGGAGGCUGAGUUUCGACCGGGUACGCCUGGUGAGCUGAUAGAUGCCACCAAGGGGAUGACUGUCGUGGACAUCGAUAUGGAGGAGGCACCUGUUGAGGAGAGAAAGAAAAAGCGAGAGGAAGAGCGAAAGGGCGUCAUUGACGCUGUAAAGACAGCAGCUGCUGGCAAAUCUUGGGCUAAAAGACAAGAAGCUCAAGAGGGAAAGGUUCAGAAGCUUGGAACGCUAGAGAGGAGAAAGGCGAAGUCGCGACGGGCUAUGUAUCCGCCAUUAUCAAUGGUUUUCAAUCCAGAUGAAAAAGAGACUCAAGAGGCAUUAGAAGGAAUUGUUCAAGCGGCCAACGAAACGGAACGCAACCCUCAGAAAAAGAUGCAGCUUAAAAUGGUGGACAUUUCGCUGGAUGAUGACACCCCGAUUCCUUCUUCCGAAAGGAAAGCUGCUGGUCAAACGAAGGCUGGCCCGAAGACGGUUUCAGUAGCAACCAAGAAUGAGCCAACUCCAUCACCCAGAUCGCCAACCUCACCAACAUCACCGGGGAACAAAAAACCUCCCGCAGGAUCUCUUGUGGCUGCACGGACGGCCAGAUUAACCAAUUUGAUCGCCAAUGACUUCCGUCCUCCGACAGUGAAAGAUAAAUGGGCCGAAAGAGAGGAAUGGAAGAAAUCGAGUCCAGUCAAAAACGACGCUGGGAAGAAGUUUGGGAAAGAGGAAGAACUUGAGCCCACAGCCAGUCCAGGCGCUCAGCGGCGCUCGUUACCCAGAGUUCCCUCAGAGGAACCUUUUCACUCUACAAAGGAGACCACCAAGAUUGUUCAGCGCAAGCCGACAGGAAAGCCAAGGUUUCGGUUGGGUAAAGUUAGAAAGGAAAUUGGGGAAGAAAAAGAGGAGAAAAUCGGGAAAGAUUCAGUAGAUAUGGGAUUUGUGGUUCUUGAUCUGCACGAUGGUAUUAGUACGCCUGAGAAAGAAGAAGCACUGAAUCUGAAAAAAGACGAUUCAGGAUUGUUCUCUGAAUCAAGUGGAGAUGAAAUGCUGGAUGAAAGUUCCAAAUUGCAACGAACAAAUGCUCGGCGAUUCAGCAAGCCGGGAAGACGUGACACCGAGAUGCCGGAUGAUAAAGUGAAGCGACGAGAGCAAGCCAAGAUUCGUAGCGCGAUGAAGCAGCGAGAAUCGAAGCGACUGCGCAUGGCACAGUCAAUACAACGAGAACUGGAGGAAGUGGCCGUCAAACAAGCCGACUUAGAGCGUGAAGGAGUCGUUGUUGAGAAGACGCUCAGACAAGGAAACAAUUCUGGUUCAGAGGAACAGCAGCUGAUGUUUCAGUGGUUCAAACUAGUGAACAGAAAGAAUGCGCUGAUUCGAUAUGAGUCAGAACUGGUCAUUCAGGCAAACUCCAUUCAGCUUGAGGACCAACAAGGAAGACUAGAGCAGGAGAUUAGAGAACUCCUCAUGAAAGAUGAUCCAAGAAAGGAUGACAACAGAUCCAUACAGAAGAAGACCAAACAGCUUGUAGAUAUUGUGGAGCAGAGGAACGCAUUAGUGGAACUGUUGGACGAGGAGAGAAAGAGAGAACAAGAAGAAGACAGGCUUUUUGAUGCCAUGAUUGAAGCGAAAGGUUUCAUAACAACAGUGUGAUUAUGGUGGGAAAAUCUACCCGGAUGACUUGUUGGGGAUGUUCUCUCUCCAGUUGUUACGAUGUGAAAUGCAGCAAAUUUGAGUCACUUCCGAUUUAAGAAAUUAACUAUGUCAAAAAAAAAACUUACUAUUUGCAAGUUCAAGGAAGUCCUUCCUAACGGCACAAAUAUGUUAAAUCUGUGUAAAACCUGUUUUUAAACAUUGGCAUCUUUCAAUUGUUACUUGUACCGUGCAAGGUUGAUUUGGAAAAAACCGCCAUUCAUGUAACUUCAGGGGAAGAAACAAUGGCUUUGAAGCAGUCUGGCAUUGAACGAAUAAAGCUGUUGAUAGUAUCGUAAUAUCACCAUAUCUUUUUUUCGAGAUCCUGAGAUACAAACAAAUACUAGAAGACUUUGGAUAUGUUUUGUUAAAUGUUUUGCUUUUUUGUUGUCACAUUGCGUUCACGUAAGUGCUUGUUGAGUUGCGACUGAAAUGGCCUCUGUAGAUAAUGUUCGCCCAGUUUCCCGGUUGGGUUCCGUUAGGUCGCUAUGUUGUGAAACAGGUGGCGGACAUUUUGCCUUUAAAAAAAGGCUGUUAGAGGACUUAAUACGUGAAAUCGUUGUGAUAUGAUUAUUUCUAAACCACAUUAGUGUAAACAGUGUUCCCAAAUGGCUAGAAACUCAAGAUAUUUUAAAUUCCUGACUUUAUACUGAGUAAACACUCUCAUUUAGUUUGCAUUGAAUAUCUGUUACAGAAGCAAAUAAUUUACUUCCAUUUUACCCAAAGGGGGAAAUUGAACUCAAUCAAAGUGAGAGAGAAAAUCAAUUUAAUUUGUGAUAUGAAUUCGAUACAAAAAUGUGAUUUGAAGGAUAAACACCAGUAGAUAAUUGGAAAAUGAUUGUUGUAACAAGGAGCUCAGUAAGAGCGCAUGCUGCCUUGCCGUUAUGAAGUGAAAAUGAGAAAUGAAUUACUAGAGUGCCUUGGAAGAGACAAUUUGGAUAAUGCACGGUAAUUUUCUUUAGGAAUUAAUUUAUUGUGUAAAAUGAAUGUAGAUUUGAUUGCAAUAAAGUCGUUAUCAUUUUGCGUUAUCA
Messenger RNA from Pocillopora damicornis (cauliflower coral), 5819 nucleotides. RefSeq names its product F-actin-monooxygenase MICAL1. NCBI's taxonomy places the organism in Eukaryota, Metazoa, Cnidaria, Anthozoa, Scleractinia, Pocilloporidae. Gene Ontology annotation, molecular function: protein binding. The record is from RefSeq and is a predicted model, not a curated record.